GCCACACCCUGCUUUUACUUAAGGUCCCAGCAGCCAUACCCCCGCCCCACCACUGCCGGUGCCACAUCCCAGCCAUGUCAGGCUUUUCCACGCCCCACAAAACCUUGCUGGCCGAAGGCAUCCGAGUCGGCACCGUGAUGAGAAUUCGUGGUGUUGUGCCCAACCAGGCUGGCAGGUUCUACGUAAACCUGCUGUGCGGCGAGGAGCCGGGCAGCGAGGCCGCCCUGCAUUUCAACCCGCGGCUGGACGAGUCCUCGGUGGUCUUCAACAGCCUGGAGCACGGAGCCUGGGGCCGAGAGGAGCGAGGCCCGGGCAUUCCUUUCCAGCGCGGGCAGCCCUUCGACGUGCUGCUCAUCACCACCGACGAAGGCUUCAAGGUGGUGGUCGGGGACCUGGAAUACCACCACUUCCGCCACCGGAUGCCGCCGACGCGCGUGCGUGCGGUGGAGGUGGGCGGCGACCUGCAGCUGGAGCUCGUGAAGAUCUUCUGAGCCCCGGCGGGAGGGCGCGUGGUGGGUGGGCCGCAGGGCUCUUGGCCGCCAAUAAAGUCUUCGUCCGUCA
Molecule: messenger RNA, 561 nt
Organism: Phacochoerus africanus (Common warthog)
Lineage: Eukaryota; Metazoa; Chordata; Mammalia; Artiodactyla; Suidae
Gene: LGALS7
Product: galectin 7
Exons: 4
Coding region: 75-491 (138 amino acids)
Molecular function (GO): carbohydrate binding
Source: RefSeq, a predicted model, not a curated record